AUGGCAGUGGAAAUUGAGCCAGCAUGGACAAAGACAUGUCUUUUAACACACUCUGUGACCGCACUCAGCUUAAGUGGAUAUAGUCUAGUGGUGAAAGCCCGAUGUCAAGAAUUACCAGGCCCCAGGUUUUGUGGUCCACUGGCUUUCUUUCCUCAGUGGGAACUGAAACAUUACGAUGUUAUCGUCGGUGUAUUAUCAGCUCGACAUAAUCAUGAGCUGCGGAAUGUUAUAAGGAACACUUGGUUCAAGCACUUGAAACAACAUCCAGCGCUCAGCCCUCGUGUCCUUGUGAAGUUUAUAAUAGGUGCACAUGGCUGUGGUGUUCCGGUGGAGGACAGAGAAGAUCCUUACUCCUGCAAACUUCUGAACAUUACUAACCCAGUUUUGAAUCAAGAAAUCGAAGCAUUCAGUCUCCCUGAAGAUACGCCUUCAGUGCUUUCUGAAGACCGCAUUGUCAGUGUGAACUUCCGAGUUCUUUACCCCAUUGUCAUUACCAGUCUUGGGGUAUUCUAUGAUGCUGAUGGUGUGGGAUUCCAGAGGAAUAUCACUGUAAAACUAUACCAGGCAGAACAGGAGGAAGCUCUCUUCAGUGCUCGCUUUAGCCCACCUAGCUGUGGAGUGCAAGUUAACAGAUUGUGGUACAAACCUGUAGAACAGUUCAUUUUGCCAGAGAGUUUUGAAGGUACUAUUGUGUGGGAAAGCCAGGACCUUCAAGGCCUGGUUUCUAGGAAUCUUCACAAAGUGAUGGUUAAUGAUGGAGGAGGAGUUCUCAGAGUCUCUACGACAGGGGAAGGUUCAUGGCCACAUGAAUUCACAGACGGUGUGGAAGGAAUAGCAGGAGGCUUUAUUUACACUAUUCAAGAAGGUGAUGCUCUUUUACAAAGCCUUCAUACUCGCCCUGAGAGGUUUGUAAACCACUUAAAAAACCUUGAAGAAGAGGAUGCAUUAUUGAAGGAAGAAAGCAGCGCCUAUGAUGAUAUUGUUUUUGUAGACGUUGUUGACACCUACAGAAAUGUUCCAGCCAAAUUACUGAACUUCUACCGAUGGACAGUAGAAUCAGCUAACUUUGAUUUGUUGCUGAAGACAGAUGAUGACUGUUACAUAAAUUUGGAAGCUGUGUUCAACAGGAUAAUGCACGAAAAACUCGACAGGCCAAAUAUCUGGUGGGGCAAUUUCAGACUAAAUUGGGCAGUUGAUCGGACAGGGAAGUGGCAAGAACUGGAAUAUCCCAGUCCAGCAUACCCCGCCUUUGCCUGUGGGUCUGGUUAUGUUAUCUCCAAAGACAUUGUUCAAUGGUUGGCAAGCAACUCUGACAGACUCAAGACAUACCAGGGUGAAGAUGUGAGUAUGGGCAUUUGGAUGGCAGCUAUAGGGCCUAAGCGAUAUCAGGACAGCCUCUGGUUGUGUGAGAAGACAUGUGAAACUGGAAUGCUGUCUUCCCCUCAGUAUUCCCCACAGGAACUAACAGAGCUCUGGAAAGUGAAGGAAUUAUGUGGAGAUCCUUGUAGAUGUGAGGAAAGAUGAUAAAGACUUGUGACGAUACCACCUUAGUAGUCCUGAUUGUGUGUUUAAUAGUG
Emys orbicularis (European pond turtle) is the source of this 1577-nucleotide messenger RNA. It is a transcript of the gene B3GALNT2, whose product is annotated as beta-1,3-N-acetylgalactosaminyltransferase 2. The transcript has 12 exons. Gene Ontology annotation, cellular component: Golgi membrane. The record is from RefSeq and is a predicted model, not a curated record. The coding region runs from base 1 to 1524 and encodes 507 amino acids. Gene Ontology annotation, molecular function: hexosyltransferase activity; UDP-glycosyltransferase activity. Lineage: Eukaryota; Metazoa; Chordata; Testudines; Emydidae.